GCGGGGCGGCUCCCGUCGUGCCGCGCGCGGGGGCGGGGCCGGCGGGCCGGGGCGUCCGCCAUAUUGGGAAGCGCUGGGGCCGGCGGAGACUGACAGGAGGAGGCGGAGCGGGGCCGGGCCGGGCCGGCCGGGCGGGCAGCGGACUAAUUACUGGUUGGACUUAAUGAACAUAAAUUCCUGAGCUCCCCAGUCCCUCUGCUUUCCACCAUGGACCAAGAUUACGAGAGACGACUCCUGCGCCAAAUCAACAUACAGAAUGAAAACACGAUGCCUUGUGUAUCAGAGAUGAGAAGAACCCUGACACCUUCCAAUUCUCCAAUGUCUUCUCCUAGCAAGCAUGGCGACAGAUUCAUUCCCUCAAGAGCUGGGGCCAACUGGAGCAUCAACUUCCACAGAAUAAAUGAAAAUGAAAAAUCACCAAGUCAGAACAGAAAAGCAAAGGACGCUACAUCAGACAAUGGCAAAGAUGGCCUUGCCUACUCUGCCUUGCUGAAGAACGAACUCUUAGGAGCAGGGAUUGAGAAAGUGCAAGACCCACAGACAGAAGACAGGAGGCUGCAGCCGUCCACCCCGGAAAAGAAGUCGCUCUUCACUUAUUCGCUCAGCACAAAGCGCUCUAGUCCAGAUGAUGGCAACGAGGUCUCACCAUAUUCCCUGUCUCCUGUCAGCAACAAAAGUCAGAAGCUGUUAAGAUCACCUCGAAAACCAACGCGGAAAAUCUCAAAGAUUCCUUUCAAAGUGCUGGAUGCCCCAGAGCUGCAGGAUGACUUCUACCUGAACCUGGUGGACUGGUCCUCUCUUAACGUCCUCAGUGUUGGCCUUGGGACUUGUGUUUACCUGUGGAGCGCUUGUACCAGCCAGGUAACCCGACUGUGCGAUCUCUCUGUGGAAGGAGAUUCUGUAACGUCUGUGGGCUGGUCGGAGCGGGGGAACCUGGUAGCAGUUGGCACUCACAAGGGCUUUGUACAGAUCUGGGAUGCGGCUGCGGGAAAGAAGCUCUCCAUGCUGGAGGGGCACACAGCCAGAGUGGGUGCCUUGGCGUGGAACGCGGACCAGCUGUCUUCUGGGAGCCGGGACAGGAUGAUCCUCCAGCGGGACAUCCGCACCCCGCCCCUGCAGUCCGAGCGGCGGCUCCAGGGCCACAGGCAGGAGGUCUGUGGGCUCAAAUGGUCCACAGACCACCAGCUGCUGGCCUCUGGAGGGAACGAUAACAAGCUCCUCGUCUGGAAUCACUCCAGCCUGAGCCCCGUCCAACAGUACACUGAGCAUCUUGCGGCGGUAAAAGCCAUCGCCUGGUCUCCGCACCAGCACGGGCUCCUCGCCUCGGGUGGCGGGACGGCCGACCGCUGCAUCCGCUUCUGGAACACGCUCACCGGGCAGCCCCUGCAGUGCAUCGACACCGGGUCACAAGUGUGCAACCUGGCCUGGUCCAAACACGCCAACGAGCUCGUGAGUACCCACGGAUACUCGCAGAACCAGAUUCUCGUCUGGAAAUACCCCUCGUUAACUCAAGUAGCAAAGCUAACGGGGCACUCGUACCGAGUCUUAUAUCUGGCAAUGUCCCCUGACGGGGAGGCCAUAGUUACAGGAGCUGGAGAUGAGACCUUGCGCUUCUGGAACGUCUUCAGUAAAACCCGCUCAACGAAGGAGUCGGUAUCCGUUCUCAACCUCUUCACCAGGAUACGAUAAACCCCCCGCACUGCGCCCCAGGAGACAACAGCCUGGCAUACCAGGAUCUACCACUACCUUGGUGUGCAUGGAACCCCGGACCACCAGCCAGAGGGAGGGAGUGCCGGAGGGGCUGGAGGACGGACCCAGCGGAUGCUCAUUAAACACAUGCUUGCGAACCACACUCGGCAGUAUUUGGGAUGGGGGAGGGAGCUGCCAAAGGUUUACGGAUUCAUCCUGCAUAAAGGGAAAGGGGUAAAAGAGAAACGUCAAACCAGCAUCCUCCAACCCUCGUACUGGAGAAAACACGUGACGUGGACCAUUGCGACCGGAUCGAGGCCAUCCCAUCUGCUGCGUUUUCCCCUCCUGGGAGAGACGCGCGUGUCCUUGGCUCUGUGGGAAGGUUCCAUGUGCUGCUUGUCCCUCGGUGCUGGGGGACGGCUCUGCGGGCAGGACCAGCCGGACUUGCGGGAUACAACUGGUGCAAGGGGCUGGACUCCAGGCGGGGCCUUGGCCUCUCUGGUCGUCCAAGGGCAUUGUUUACAGCCUGCCAUCCCCAUUACACGAAGAAACUGGAGAAACGCUUAUUUUCCUUUUUUUUUCACUAGGUACUGUAGUACUCGAUACAAUCAUUCCCCUACGACAGCUUGAUUUUGUUGGCAUGUUUGACAGCUGCCUUCAAACAUACAUUUUUUUGAGCUCUAAACUUGGGAGGAGACUUGAAGAGGCUCCACCUCGGAGGGAGCGCAUUCAGAAAGUUCUGAAGUUGCUGUUGCAUGUUCUGGUGUGAUCCUUAGUUAACCGAGAGGAGCAACAAUGGCUUGGAAAGAAUGAAAAGCCCGAGCGCCGUGCGUGCGGAGCUCCCGGGCGCGUUUGGGGCGGGCUGGUGCCCCUGGGGUCCUCCCCGGGACAAAAGCAGUUGAGAUGUGUUUGAGAAACCAAACAACGCGGGUGGAUGUGUUUUCUGGAGGGAGCGUGGCCUCUUCUGGCUGGAAGGGGGGACAGCGUGUCGGAGCGAGAGCGGGGGCUCUUUCUCUAAAGCGAGGAGGAAGGGUUGAUUUUUCAGUCUCCACAUCAGAGCCAGGGCCCUGUUGAUGUUUGGUUUUGGUUUGUUGGGGUUUUAUUUGUUUCUUUGUUUUACGUUAGAUGGUGAGAGUGCCUGCUUGCGUGCUGAGUGCCAUGGGAUGCGAUGCAAAGCACUUGUGUGUAUGUGUUGCUUUUAGUUUAAAGAGAAGCUGUUUGGCCGCAGCGCGUUCUGUCCCGUGCCCACGCUGUCCCCGCUGUGCCCGCUCCUGGACACGCCUGCUGCUUCCUGCCCUCGUUGGGGUUUUCCUGGCCGUGUAUAUAGACCUUGACCCGUUCUCUGCAGAGUGCAAAGGCGAUGCUUUUCUCUCUUUUCCUCCUUUCCCUGAAGCCAGACUGAGGGCCGGUUGUAGCAACACAGCUGCCUUUCCCCAGUGCCACCAGUAUCCUCCGGGUGAGCCGGGCAGCGAGGUGCCGUGUUACCGCAGCCGUGACCGCGUGUGCCGCUCCGCCAGCGCCGGGCUCUCGGUGCUGGUUCUGCCUGUCGCAGGUACCGGUGGCGCUGGGAGGAGCCGGUGUGCCGGGAGCUCGCCAGGCUGGCACCGCCGAGUCCCCACUGGCAGCCCAUCCUCUCACCAGCAUCACUUGCCUCUGAAAUGUAAUUUCAAUGUAAUUUCUGAAGAGCCGGUUCCACACAACCACUUUAUUGUAGUUCUGGCCACGUGGGGCUUGGUGUCAAAAUCACCUGGUGGGCUCCCAGCCCCCUCCUGGCUGCUUGUUACACUCACUGUCACCGCUGAACCUGAGCGUUGCGAAGGACCGCUGCAGAGCACUGGGGAGGUGUCAGCAUUCCGUCAGGUGAUGGAGUUGACUCGCGGGUUUGAAGUGAAGGAUGAGCUGAGCAAGCUGCGGUCUGUCACGGGUGUCUGUCCCGGCUGCCAUGGCCCCGUCGGGCAGCGGAGCCCGGGGACCGGGGUGUUCUCACCAGGGCUGGGGGUGGGUGGGGAUUGUCUUGUCUGUUGUGGAUUGUCUCCUGCCUGAAUCCCGACAUUCAGACCCCCAGGAGAUGCCGCUUUCUCCUCAAGGGAGAAUUUGGUGGUUGAGGUGUGGGACACGAGGUCCCAGCCGUGCGGUGCUUUCACACUGUUUGUGCCCACACUGGAGCGGGUGGAGGGAGCCGGGCAGUGAGCGCAGCGCUGCUGGGGACGGGUGGCGGCUGGCGGGCAGGGGGACGGCUUUGCUUCUCACCCCACACACGGGCACGUUCCCUGGAGGAGCCCCGUGCGCUGCCGGGACAGUGGCAGUGUGGUGGGUGCCACAGCUCGGUGCUCGCUGCUCUCCCGGUGCCCCUCGCGCCCUCUCCCCGGCCAGGGACUUUCACAAACCACCUCUCUCACUUUUCUCACGUUGGAGCUGCCUCGGGCGCAGGUCGGCUCACCCCGACUCUCUCCUCACCCUUGGCAGGGCGGGCUGGCGAUGUCCAGGCCGCGGCCCGUCUGCAGCCGAGCUGGUUGGCUCAUGAGCGUGGCAAGAAGGAGCUGUCGUGGUGAGCUUUGCUGGUGAAGCGCGGCACAGGCUCCUUCCCUGCCCCGCUCCACGGAGCUCCCCGGCGGCGGCGCCGGCCCUGGGGCUGUGCCGGGUCUCGCUCAGGCAGGUGCUGCAGUGCUGGGGCUGCUGUGGCGGUUUGGUGGGGACAGGAGGCUGGUGUCGGCUCGUGUGUGCGCUGUGUGGUCUGUAAGCGCUGAACCGUGCGGGUUGAGCAAAGGGUCCUCCCAGAGUUUGUGUGGUAAAGUCUGCGACCUCGUGGCGUUGUUAUAUAUGAAGCAUCAUAUGUUGGAAAAAAAAAAGGCAUUGUAACUUUUCCAUGUUAAAGCAAUUUAACUGGCAUUAAACAAGUUGUGAAUUUA
This is a messenger RNA of Columba livia (rock pigeon), 4598 nucleotides long. It is a transcript of the gene FZR1, whose product is annotated as fizzy and cell division cycle 20 related 1. Gene Ontology annotation, cellular component: anaphase-promoting complex. Gene Ontology annotation, biological process: anaphase-promoting complex-dependent catabolic process; positive regulation of ubiquitin protein ligase activity; positive regulation of anaphase-promoting complex-dependent catabolic process. Lineage: Eukaryota; Metazoa; Chordata; Aves; Columbiformes; Columbidae. The transcript is spliced from 14 exons. The record is from RefSeq and is a predicted model, not a curated record. Gene Ontology annotation, molecular function: anaphase-promoting complex binding; protein binding; ubiquitin ligase activator activity. The coding region runs from base 208 to 1689 and encodes 493 amino acids.